Messenger RNA from Gallus gallus (chicken), 1549 nucleotides. RefSeq names its product tropomodulin 1 (gene TMOD1). Gene Ontology annotation, cellular component: striated muscle thin filament; myofibril. The record is from RefSeq and is marked validated. Gene Ontology annotation, biological process: muscle contraction; pointed-end actin filament capping; myofibril assembly. Gene Ontology annotation, molecular function: tropomyosin binding. NCBI's taxonomy places the organism in Eukaryota, Metazoa, Chordata, Aves, Galliformes, Phasianidae.
GGGGCGGGGCGGACCGCGCGCGGAACGGGAGGCGAAGGCGGCUCCGCGUGCGGCGCCGCGGGUCCUGCUUCGGCACAGGAGUGAGGUUCGCCAGACUGCUCUAAGAUGUCUUACAGAAAGGAGCUAGAGAAAUACCGGGACCUGGAUGAAGACAAGAUCCUCGGAGCCCUGACGGAGGAAGAGCUCAGGAAGUUGGAGAACGAACUGGAAGAGCUGGACCCUGAUAAUGCGCUGCUGCCAGCAGGGCUCCGACAGAGAGAUCAGACGCAAAAGCCGCCAACCGGCCCGUUCAAAAGGGAAGAACUCAUGGCCCACUUAGAGCAGCAGGCGAAAGACAUUAAAGACAGAGAGGACUUGGUGCCUUUCACUGGUGAAAAGAGAGGAAAAGCUUGGAUCCCCAAGCAGAAGCCAAUGGAUCCCGUUCUGGAAAGUGUGACCCUGGAGCCAGAGCUGGAGGAAGCCCUUGCUAAUGCCUCUGAUGCGGAGCUCUGUGACAUUGCUGCCAUCCUUGGCAUGCACACCUUGAUGAGUAACCAGCAGUACUACGAGGCACUGGGUAGCAGCACCAUCGUGAACAAAGAAGGACUUAACAGCGUGAUUAAGCCCACAAAGUACAAACCAGUUCCUGAUGAGGAGCCUAACUCAACGGACGUGGAAGAAACUCUGAAACGAAUACAGAACAACGACCCUGAUCUUGAGGAGGUCAACCUUAACAAUAUUAUGAAUAUUCCUGUACCAACUUUAAAAGCCUGUGCUGAAGCACUGAAGACUAACACCUAUGUGAAGAAGUUCAGCAUAGUUGGAACGAGGAGCAAUGAUCCCGUUGCUUUUGCACUGGCAGAAAUGCUGAAGGUCAAUAACACACUGAAGAGCCUGAAUGUGGAGUCAAACUUUAUCUCUGGGUCUGGCAUCCUGGCUCUUGUUGAAGCACUCCAGAGUAACACAUCCCUCAUAGAGCUCCGAAUCGACAACCAGAGCCAGCCUUUGGGCAACAACGUAGAAAUGGAAAUUGCAAACAUGCUGGAAAAAAACACCACCCUGCUGAAGUUUGGGUACCAUUUCACUCAGCAAGGUCCCCGGCUCCGCGCAUCCAAUGCCAUGAUGAAUAACAAUGACCUAGUGAGGAAGAGAAGACUUGCGGAGUUGAACGGGCCUAUUUUUCCCAAGUGCAGAACUGGAGUGUAGCUCCCAGCCACGGAGGUCAUUCCCAGCGGGUCUGUGUUACUGUGACAACCUAAAGGCGAGAAAGUGCCUUGACAAGAGUUAUUUGUGGUGCCUCGGUUCUGUUUCAUGCACUAACAGUUUAAAGUAACUAGUGGCUGUAGUUGAAGAUUUUUACCCAGUAGCACUGUUGAUGUUUUCUGUAGAGCUGGAAACUAUUCAAGCCAGUAACCUGCCAAUGUUGUGCAACCUCAGCUGAGCGUACAUCCCGGAGUAAAAGUAACUACGUGAACCUGGGACCUCAUUUUUCUAUAAACUUUCUGCACAGUGUUUCAUAGAGGUAGGAUGUGGUAUGCCUGAGUGAGAGAUACAACCGUUCCACACAAAU